Mercenaria mercenaria is the source of this 1824-nucleotide messenger RNA. RefSeq lists its product as uncharacterized. NCBI's taxonomy places the organism in Eukaryota, Metazoa, Mollusca, Bivalvia, Venerida, Veneridae. The annotation marks the transcript as partial. The record is from RefSeq and is a predicted model, not a curated record. The transcript is spliced from 11 exons.
UGGGAUAAUUCAAUAUGUUUAUAUCUGUAUUUUUACUUCUUAAAAUAUUUUUUUUUUAUUCACAAAAUGAUUGUUCAAAGUCUUGCUAAAGUUCAGUCAAUGUCAUAGAACUCGUGUCUUAUUUUCAGCUGGAAUCUGAUCCUUUCAUCUUUAGACAAGAAACUCCAAGACCUCGAAUAAUUAAUGCUAGUGAAACUGGCGCACAAUCAAUGGAAAUGAAGCACCACAAUGGUAAAUGCGAGGUUUGCAAACAAGACGGGCAACUUAUUCUUUGUUCGACAUGCCCACGUUGUUACCAUGCAUCGUGUGUGAAAUCAGAAUCAAAAGAAAUUGCUGUGGAUCAUUGGUUCUGUCCAAUAUGUAUAACCUGGAGAAAUGACAUUGAAGAUAUAGAACGGUUUCGUACUGCACAGAAGCAAAAACAGCAGGGAAAGCUUCCUAAAGAAAUAUUAGAAAUGGACAGCAGGUCAAUUGACAUUUAUAGGCAAGCCCUGAAAGAAGGCGAAUAUCAUGCACAUCAUAUAAGAGUGAUGGUUGUUGGACAUUGUGGAGUUGGAAAAACUACCUUAACCAAACGACUUUUUGGAGAUGAGGUCGAUAUUAAUAAACGAGAAAGCACAGACGGUAUCGACGUCCACGUCGGAAGAUGUAAGGUUUCGAUGAAUGAUGGAACAUGGCAAGUGCAUGGAAAGCAGACGGAUAAAGAUAUUGAAAGGUCAACAUUGUUUCAUCGGUUGGCCAGUGUUUUACAUGCGACUGCAGAUGAAGCUACAAACCAAGCAGAUAAUAAAGAGCUGGUUGGUGCGUCCUCUAGCACUGUUAUUUACCAAAGAGAGGAAAUGUCGAACAGUGCAGAAGAAUCAAUGAAAAAGAAGGCAAGAAGAUGCGAGGAGAAUACACCAGAACGUAUUGAUCACACAAAAAAUGAUUCAUACAUUAGGGAAAUGAAACAUUUGAAGGCAUUUAUUGAACACGUCCAGAAAGACAUCGGAGACGACAUCGAGGAUACUUGUGACCUAUCUUUGUGGGACUUUGCCGGACAAAAUGAAUUUUAUGAUACACAUCAGGCGUUUUUAUCUCGGCGUGCGAUAUACCUGCUUGUAAUUGAUAUGUCAGCAAACAUAGACGACGUAUUAGAAGAAGAUUCUUGGAUUUUAGACUGCCAGGGAGAACGAAAAUGUACCAUUUCAGAUUUUGUUGACUUCUGGUUAAAUUCGAUUCACGAGUUUUGUUCCCGCUCUGAUGAUGAUAGACCAUCAGUUAUUCUUGUUGGAGCAUUUGCAGACAAGAUCAAAGAGAACAUCAGUGUUGAAAAUGCUUUCUUUCCUUUGCGGACUUCAAUCGCUGACAAGGUAACAAGUUGUCAUUUGGCAGAGGAAAGUUUUCUUAUUGACAACACUAUCGAGGACGAACGCAUUGUCUCAUUAAGGAGAUAUAUAUUUGAAGUCGCAACAGAACAGGACUAUUGGGGAGAACCAGUUCCUGUGAAAUGGAUUGCUCUAGAGGAAAUUCUUAUAGGUUUGAAAGAGGAAGAUGUAAAGAUACUACCUAAAAAGAAACUGAAGGAAUUGAAUGCUACAUUGCCUGUUCCUGUUGGCAUAGAAGAUGAACUUGAAGCAUUCUUGAAAUUCCACCACGAAAUCGGAAACAUUCUGUAUUACAGUAAAGGUAUCCUCCAGGAGUAUAUACUUCUUGAUCCACAGUGGUUGGUCAAUGCUUUCAAAAGUCUUAUUACUGCAAGAAAGUUUUAUAUCAAGCUAAAAGACGUUUGGAAACAUUGGAAGGAAUUUGACAAGACAGCAGUUUUGAAACCAUAUCUUAUUG